Castor canadensis (American beaver) is the source of this 2616-nucleotide messenger RNA. NCBI's taxonomy places the organism in Eukaryota, Metazoa, Chordata, Mammalia, Rodentia, Castoridae. The record is from RefSeq and is a predicted model, not a curated record.
GUGCUGAUCCCGAUCUCCUUGUAUGUGUCCAUUGAGCUGGUAAAGCUCGGGCAAGUAUUCUUCCUGCACAGUGACCUUGACCUGUACGAUGAAGAAACUGAUUUGUCCAUUCAGUGUCGAGCCCUCAACAUCACAGAGGACCUGGGCCAGAUCCAGUACAUCUUCUCUGACAAGACAGGGACCCUGACAGAGAACAAGAUGGUGUUCCGGCGUUGCACCAUCAUGGGCAGCGAAUAUUGUCACCAAGAAAACGCCAAGCGACUGGAGACCCAAAAAGAGCUGGACUCGGACAGUGAAGAGUGGACCCAAUAUCAAUGCCUGUCCUUCCCAGCCAGAUGGGCACAGGGCCCAGCAAUGAUGAGAAGCCAAAGAGGUGCCCAUCCUCUAAGGAGGAGCCAGAGUGUCCGAGUGCCCAUGCAGGGCCACUCCCGACAAAGGUCUGUGGGGCGCUGUGAAAGCUCACAGCCCCCUGUGGCAUUCAGCAGCUCUGUUGAAAAAGAUGUGACUCCAGAUAAGAACCUUCUGACCAAGGUGCGAGACUCUGCUUUGUGGCUGGAGACCUCAUCAGAUGCCAGACCUGCCAAGCCUUCCCACUCCACUACCUCCUCAAUUGCUGACUUCUUUCUUGCCCUAACCAUCUGCAACUCCGUCAUGGUGUCCACCACCACUGAGCCCAGACGGAGGGUCACCAUCCCACCCUCCAACAAGGCUCUGGGGACAUCGCUGGAAAAGAUUCAACACUUGUUCCAGAGGCUGAAGCUCUUGAGCCUGAGCCAGUCCUUCUCAUCCACUGCACCUUCUGAUGCAGACCUGGGGGAGAGUUUGGAGCCCAAUGUGCCCACCAUGGACUCAGAUGAGAAAGAUGACACAUCCGUGGGCAGUGGAGAGUGCUCCACUGAUGGUGGCUACCGGAGCAGCAUAUGGGAGCAGGGUGACAUUCUGGGCUCUGACUCAGGUGCUUCCUUGGAGGAGGGGCUGGAGACCCCAGUUCUUGGCCUGGCUGGACCUGAGCUCUGUUACGAGGCCGAGAGCCCUGACGAAGCAGCCCUGGUGCAUGCUGCCCAUGCCUACAGCUUCACGCUGGUGUCCCGGACGCCCGAGCAGGUGACAGUACGCCUGCCCCAGGGCACCUGCCUCACUUUUGACCUCCUCUUCACCCUGGGUUUCGACUCUGUCAGGAAGAGGAUGUCCGUGGUGGUGAGGCACCCACUGACUGGUGAGAUCAUCGUCUACACCAAGGGCGCUGACUCAGUCAUCAUGGACCUACUGGAAGACCCAGCCUGUGUGACUGACAUUAAUGUGGAAAAGAAGCUGAAGAAAAUCCAAGCCCGGACCCAAAAACACCUGGACCUGUAUGCAAGAGAUGGUCUACGAACCUUAUGCAUUGCCAAAAAGGUCGUAAGUGAAGAGGACUUCCAGAGAUGGGUCAGUUUCCGACGUGAGGCUGAGGCAGCUCUGGACAACCGAGAUGAGCUUCUAAUGGAGACAGCACAGCACCUGGAAAAUCAACUCACCUUACUCGGAGCCACUGGGAUCGAAGACCGGCUGCAGGAAGGAGUUCCAGAUACGAUUGCUGCCCUGCGGGAGGCUGGGAUCCAGCUCUGGGUCUUGACAGGAGAUAAACAAGAGACAGCAGUCAAUAUUGCCUACUCCUGCAGACUGUUAGACCAGGCUGACACUGUGUACUCCAUUAAUACAGAGAGUCAGGAAACCUGUGAAUCCAUCCUCAACUGUGCACUGGAAGAGGUAAAGCAAUUCCAUGAACCACAAAAGCAAGACCGCAAGCUCUUUGGGUUUCGUCCACCUUCCAAGACAUCAUCUACCACCUCAGCUAUGGUUCCUGAAGUUGGAUUGGUCAUCGAUGGGAAGGCAUUGAAUGCCAUUUUCCAGGGACAGCUGGAGAAGAAGUUUCUGGAGUUGACCCAGUACUGCCGGUCUGUCCUGUGUUGCCGCUCCACCCCACUCCAGAAGAGCAUGAUCGUCAAGCUGGUGCGAGACAAGUUGAGCGUCAUGACCCUCUCUAUAGGCGAUGGAGCAAAUGACGUAAGCAUGAUUCAAGCUGCUGAUAUUGGCAUUGGAAUUGCUGGGCAGGAAGGCAUGCAGGCCGUCAUGUCCAGCGACUUUGCCAUCUCCCGCUUCAAGCACCUUAAGAAGCUUUUGCUUGUACAUGGCCACUGGUGUUACUCACGCCUGGCCAGGAUGGUGGUGUACUACUUCUACAAGAACGUGUGCUACGUCAACCUUCUUUUCUGGUAUCAGUUCUUCUGUGGUUUCUCUGGCUCCACCAUGAUCGAUUACUGGCAGAUGAUAUUCUUCAAUCUCUUCUUCACCUCUUUGCCUCCUAUCAUCUUCGGAGUCCUCGAUAAAGAUGUCUCUGCAGAAACUCUCCUGGCAUUGCCUGAACUGUACAAGAGUGGCCAAAAUUCUGAGUGCUACAACACGAUGACCUUCUGGAUUUCCAUGCUGGAUGCAUUCUACCAGAGCCUCGUGUGUUUCUUUAUCCCUUACCUGACCUACAAAGACUCUGAUAUUGAUGUCUUUACCUUCGGGACGCCAGUCAACACCAUCUCCCUCAUCACAAUCCUCCUGCACCAGGCAAUGGAAAUGAAGACUUGG